CUGUCAGUCUUCAGAUGACAGAGGUGCUCCUCUUCUUCAGGUUUGACGUCACUCUGCAGGAUCGACUUGGACGAAAGCCAACAGAUAUUGUGCCCCGCACAGUCAACUCCACAAGGAACUCAGGAAGAAAACUUAUGCUCCAAUAGUGGAAGAUGCAAAGACACUGAAAGAGAAAGGAAAUCGUGAAUUCCAGGGUCAGAAUUACCAAGAUGCAAUAGCUUUCUAUUCUAAGGCUAUAGAUAUAAUGAUGAACAAAGCGCAGAAGUCGGGCAGCUUGGCCAAUAUGUUCAGCGAGGAGGACGACCACAACCUGGCAGUGCUGUAUGGGAACAGAGCUGAGUGUUACCUGAAGAGGAACAUGGCACAAGAGGCACUGGAUGACAGCAAGGAGAGUGUGGCACAUGACUGCCAUUGGCAUAAGGCCCACAUGCGAGUUGGCCGAUCCCUGCAGACACUGAAGAGGACGGACCAGGCAAUAAGUGCCUUUGUGAAUGCCUACAACAGUCUGAGUUCAGAUGGUGCUGAGAAGAUUCAGAAGGAGAUCCUGGCUGAUCUGCUGAUGACUGUCAGCCAAAGUUCCAAGAUUUUGCCAGGUGAGCCAAUCCAGUUUCUGAACACUGUUCGCCGGGAAUUGUGGGCCAAGGUGGCAUAUGACAUCAUCAUGAAGACAGCUCAGUGGGGGGCAGCACACUACGCUUACAAAUUCUUUGCUGUGGCUAAGACCAACAGUGUGAAGGUGAACUAUGACCUUAAACCCUUGUGUGACCAAAACAACCUGCAACGACAUCGAUGGGGAUCUCAGCUGAUCCUCUACUUCCUGAAGUGUGAGGCCAAUCACCACACGCUCCGCUUCAAAGAGGGGGAUACAUAUCUGCAUGCUACUGUCUUCAUUGUCUUCCUUACAGCUGACAUGGAGUUGCUGAAAUGGCUGUUUGAAAAUAUUGUAAUCAAGAAAGGCGAGAUGAAUAUUGAAGAUGAGAUGGGAAACACUGCUCUACAUAUGGUUUGCUCUGCAAAGCUUCACCCUGACAUCAAAGUCCAGUUAUUGAUUUUCCUUGUUGAACAAAACAUCAGUCCACUGAUACAGAACAGAUGCAGUCAGACAGCCCUCGAUUGUGUUCCCUCCGGGGAAAAUGAAGCAAAACACAUCAUGAUGCGGGCCAUGGAAAGAGCUGUGGAUGGAAAGUCUGUAUUCCGGAAACAGAAAGGCGUCAUACAGGAACCACCCGCACCUGUCCAGAAGUCUCAUGUGCAGGAGUCCAAACAGCCUGUCCCUAAAAGCAACAAGAAGCAGGCCAAGAAGAAACAAUACACGUCACAGUGUGACCGUUGUGAAGACUCAUUUGAAACUGCCAUGAGGCUGUUGGAUGAGGAAGAGCCAGAGAAGGCUGUUGAAAAGUUUGUUGGAAUCUUGCUGAGGGAACACAAAGAAGUGAGACAUCAAGAAAUAGUAGACAAGUGCUUGAACAACAUAGUGGCUGAACUCGGGAGGACUCUCACUCCAGAUCUCCCAGAUUCCCUGAAGAAAGUCUCACCACAUAUAAUGAAAACCAUCAUGGAACGGUUCGCUGAAAAAGAUCGGUGGAGGCAUAUUGAGGCAGCAGUCAAACUGUAUGGCGCGGACAGACUACCAAAGUCAUUCGCUAAAGGCAUCUCUAUCAAGGGUCUCAUUGUAGGAAAAACUGGGGGCUCUGAGAACCAGAAACUGAAGAUCCUGUCUCUCCUGAAAUCAUAUGGAGCACAGCUGUCACCGGAGAAGGAAGCUGAUGCAAUGAAGGGGGCUAUUGCCAACAAUGAAGUGCGUGUUGUUCUCCAUCUGCUUGAGGACGGCAUCAGCCCUUCGACAAUCAGCGUGACAUAUGGUGACACCCCACUACAUGCUGCUCUUGACAUAGCCUUGGACAAGGAUAAAGGUAACUUCACGCUCCUUGAGAGACUUCUGGAACUGCACAAAUCUGAUGUAGUAAAGUUCAUCUACCUGAGCCCACGAGUUGUGAAUAGAGAGGGAGACACCCUACUUCACAUGGCUUGCAAAUGCAAGUACAACAAACAUUCCCAGAAAGCUGUGGAGUUCCUGUGUAACCAGCAGGUCCCAGCAGACGUCUGCAACAAGGAAGGCAAGAUGGCUAUACAGUACCUCACCACCAAAAAUGACAGACGAGCCCAGUUUCUGCGAGUUGUUGGAGGGAAUGUGCCAGCCACGAGGUCAAAAACUAACGACACCUUUCAGAAAAAAGCUAGUGCCGUUGGUAGAGAAAAACAGAAAAAAACAGAGAAAACUGAUUCUCAGGAAUCUUCCCCGGAAAGGAUUGAAGAGGAAGCUGAUCUUGGAGAGACAGCUGUUGAGGAUAUCCGAGUGAAAGGUGUGAACCUGGUUGGGGUUGCUCAGAGUAGGGAGAGGAUCAAGGAGAUUAUCAAUGAGAGACCAGAUCCUGAGAUUUCAAUUUUCAAGGAGAAUAAACCCGAAAAAGACAAGCCUGAUGUUUCUGCAGCAAUGGCUGCUUCAAAUAGGCUGCGGACAGAAGGACCAGAAUCAAUAAAAAAGGAAAGGACAGUAGCUGAAAGGAGGCUGGAUGAUGAAGAUGAUGAUGAUGAUGAUGAUGCAGAUGUCAAGGCAAAGUUUGAUGAAGAGGAUUUGGAUGAGGAUGAAGAAACAGAAGAGUCUGAGGUGAAUGUCAGCACAUUUGACAACCUGGCCUGGGAGGUGGAGUGUACUGCUGAUGUAUGGAAGUGUCUUCGGGACAAGCAUGUUCUCCCAGAAUUAAAACAGCGAGCUAUACGGAGAAUCCUUUUGCUAGCCAAUGGAGAGUGGAGGCCAUAUCUUCGCAAAAGGGUGACCAAUGCACCAGCCACACUGGAGCUGUAUGAAGCCAAGCUGUCGAAGGCUGCAAGGAUAAUUUGGGAGGUUGCAGUUGCUUUCUCAGCUCGGUGCAGUGAAGAAGCUGACAAGAGACUUCAGACUGAAGAGGUACAAGAAUUUGCUGUCAGAGGAGGGAGGAUCUAUUCAGAGAUCAUCCGAGUCUGGGAUAUCGUCUUUGACCAUGACAAUCUGUACAGGUCAAUCCAAAAUGUCAUCAAGUCGCACAGUAGAGGGGAGACAUGCAUCCUCAAAAAGAAGCUGAAAGGAGUUAAAGACUCCCAGUUCGAAGGAGGAACCACAAAGCGAUACCCAAUGCUCUUUGCAGAACAGGAUGAUGAUCUUAGCCUUGAGGCUGUGAGAGACAAACAGCAGAUGCUUCUGUACCCACCAGCUAGUGCCAAUGAAACAGAGUACCACAUUCUGAAGUUCUACUCAUUUUCCUCAGCACUUGUCAACAUCAUUCUUCAGAACAUUGAGCGCAAGAUUGACUUCCCAUUCCGGGUGACUGACAAGGAGGAUGCCAUUAUUCAUCUGAGAUCGAAGGCUCCGAUUCUGCUCCUUGGUAGAAGUGGAACUGGCAAGACCACAUGCUGUUUGUACAGGCUGUGGACAAGUUUCAUAUCCUACUGGGUCAUGGCUAAAGAUUCUGGGGAACCCUUCCUGCCUCGACCUGAGCGGUUCCUUGAGGAUGAGAAAUCGGAUGAAGCAGAGGAAGACACUGAGGAUGAAGAACUUGAUGACGGAGGGUCAGAUGCUGAAGCUGCUUCCAAAGAUGUUAAUAAUCCAGUGUUUGAAUGCUUGGAUGAAGAACCUGAUGAUGAGAACUAUGAUCUUGGUGGUCCUGAGUAUGACCAUCUGCAUCAGAUCUUCGUCACCAAGAACCCUGUCCUGAGCACAGAGGUUCACAAGAACUUCUACGAGCUCUGCCAUGCAUUUGAAGCGACCCAAGACCAUGCAGGAAAGGAGGCAGAAGAUCUUCCCCACAGGCUGCAGGAUGUGGAUGACUUGUGCUACCCACUGUUCCUCACAUCGAAGCAGCUGUUGAUGAUGCUGGAUGCCUCUCUUGAUCCGCCAUACUUCUUUGAGAGGAACGAAGAUGGAAGUCUUGCAGCCAGAGUACAAGGGUGGGGUACUCAAGAUGACCUGUUUGGAUUUUCCCCACUGGAACCAGACUCUGAUGAUGAGGAUGAAGAAGAAGCUGUUGACUUUGAUGAAGAAGCAGAGAAUGCUCCAGAACAGGUACACGCUGCCCCACAUCAACCGAAAAUAGACCCCAGACGAGAAGUCACUUAUGAAACCUUUUCUGAGGAAAUCUGGCCCAAAAUUCUCAAAAAGAUGUCAGUGAAUUACCACCCCUCGCUUGUGUGGACAGAAAUCAUGUCCUUCAUAAAGGGUUCUUUUGAAGCUUUGUUGAAGCCAAAUGGACAUUUGAGCAAAGAUGAAUACAUCGAGUUGGGAAAGAAGCGUGCUCCCAAUUUCACUGGUGAGAGAGACAAAGUUUAUGAACUGUACCUCAGAUAUGACCAUUUCAAGAAGCAGAAGUUCUUGUUUGAUGAAGCAGAUCUUGUCCAGAACAUCUACAAACGUCUACGAUCCAUGAAUGAACAGACAUGGGUGAUUCAUCAAUUGUAUGUAGAUGAGACCCAGGAUUUCACACAGUCUGAGCUGUGUGUUCUCCUCAGAAUUAACCAGAAUCCAAAUGAUAUGUUCCUCACUGGCGACACAGCUCAAGGAAUCAUGAGAGGAAUUUCUUUCAGAUUCAGUGACCUCAAGUCUCUGUUUUACUAUGCAAGGAAGUCUCUUCAUGCUAGGGGUCAGUUUGGAAGUGUCAAUGUACCCAAACAAAUCUAUCAGCUGACUCACAAUUACAGGUCACACGCUGGGAUUCUCUCCCUUGCUUCCUCAGUUUUGGACCUGAUGGUCGAGUUCUUCCCAGAAUCAUUUGACAGACUACAGAAAGAUCAGGGGCUUUUCCAUGGCCCACCACCUAUACUGUUGGAGUCGUGCAGUCUUGGAGACCUAGCUAUACUGUUGCAGGGCAACAAGCGGAAGACGUCCCACAUUGAAUUUGGUGCUCACCAGGCUAUUCUGGUAGUGAAUGAAUCCGUGAAGAACAACAUGCCUGAGGAGCUGAGCCACGGCAUCAUACUCACCAUCUACGAGGCGAAGGGGCUGGAGUUUGAUGAUGUCCUGUUGUACAACUUCUUCAAGGACUCACAGGCGAUGAAAGAGUGGCGAGUUGUUACAUCAUUCUUGGAACAAAUUGCAAAAUGUCAUGAAGAUGAAAGAACAGAAAAUCUUGUCAUCAUUGAUGAAGAAAUCUUAAAGCAGCCAAAGAGGCCUCGACCUUUGAACUUUGACCCCAACCAACAUAAGGUCCUGAACUCUGAACUGAAGCAUCUGUACACAGCCUUGACUAGAGCACGUGUGAAUGUGUGGAUCUUUGAUGAAGAUGAAGAGAAGCGGGCUCCAAUGUUUGAAUACUUCAAGGCAAGGAAGCUGGUCAGAUGUAUUACAGAAGCCUCGAUGAAUGCCCAUGCUGGUAUGGAGGAGACAAUGUUUGCUGAGAAGUCGACACCGGAUGACUGGGUGAAACGUGUCGAUGAGAUGAUGAGCCGGUGUCUCUACGAGGUGGCGGCCAAGUGCUACAGGAUGGGGGGCAAUGAGACCAAGGAGAAGAUAGCCAGAGCCCACAAUCAAGCCUUGAAAGCUUCCAGGAUGAAGGACAACCCCAAGAAGAUGAAGGACGAGUUUGUCUAUGCUGCGGAGAAGUUUCUGGAGAGUGGCAAUGACAACAAGGCUGCCCUCUGUCUGCAGAAUGCUCGAGAAUAUGAGCUUGCAGCUGCCUUGUUUGAGAAAUGUGGACAGUUGUUUGAUGCUGCCAAGAUGUUCCGAAGAUGCAAGAAACACGUCGAUGCAAGUCGGUGUUACGAACAGCUGGGGAACUACCACAAAGCUAUCGAGGUCCUAGACAACGAAGAGCUGUAUGACCAAGCUAUUGACUGCCUGGAGAGACACAAACUGGUCAAUAAGUCUGCUUAAACUCAGCUUUCUCCUGCACCUCAAGUCACGAUUGAUAAAACUCCAGGCAUAAGCUUCACUGUAGCCAGACUGAGUUACAAGGCAGCCAACUUCUACCACAAGUACAAGAAUGAAGCCAAGAUGGUGGAAGCCCUGGAACGCUUGCCUAGAGUUGCAGACCAACUUGACUUCCUCACAAAGCGGUCCUAUGUGGAGCAAGCAGCAACAAUACUUGUACAGGAUGGGAAGACAACUGAAGCAGCACGCAUGAUGCUUCAGCAUGGGAAGUGUGAGAAGGCACUGGACUUUGCUCUGCAAGGAGAUGACCAGGAUGUUCUUGGGGACUGCCACUACGCCCAGGCCCUGGCUCUCAUGUCCUCGAAAGAAGGAUUUGACCAACAAAAAAUCUUGGAGCACCUCACUAGUGCCCGUGAUGCAUACAUGUCGGUAGACAAAGUUGACAGCGUUGGGAUUACCUGUUUGGCUCUGGCUAGCUUAAAAAUUGACCUAGAAACUGCAAAGAAAGCUUUUCAUAAUUUCCAAAAUGUCAAACCAUUUGCUAAUGAAGCUGGAAUGCUGGAGUCCCUAGAUCUUGUUGUGGACAUGUCACUCAUGGAUGAAGCUUUUGCUGACAUGCAGGCUGUUGUCCGUGGUGUUGACUCCUUGUUCAAUGUGAUGAAAGCUCUGUUGAAACCAACAUCAAACGAGGAGAAGGCUAGAUGUCAGCUGUAUUUGCAGUUCUAUGGGCUACAUGAGAAGGAUGUCAACACUCUGAUCGUCUACCCAAAGCAGAAACCCAGAUGUGUCAGGAUUAUUCCGGACUUCUAUGCCAACAAGCAGGAGAAGAAACAGCCAUCUGUUGAAAAGGAAAAGAAGAAGAUAUGUGUGAUGCUCAGCUUUCACCUUGCAGACAUGUUGAAAAAUUGGAUCAACUCCAGCCGAGAUUCUCUCAGGAGUCAUGUCUCUCAACGACUCCAGUGUAAGUCACACAUGGAAGGAGAAGUGUGUCCCGACGAAGAAUACUGCCCUUACCUACACAAAGACUACAACAGACACUUGGCAUUCAACGCUCUGGAGGCACUGCUCUGGGAAGUCAACCUGGACAGUAUUCUUCAAUCUGGAGCUCUUACCAUUAAAGGAAUCAAGAUUACAGGUUUGGAGACUGAAAUGAAAAACCUGUACAAGCGAAUCAACUCUUUAAUCGAUGAAUCAACAAGAUUUGAUUCUUGUGAGAGGCUGUUGGACUUCUUGAUCCCAGAACAUCAUCAUUUGAGGAAUCUCACUGAAAAUGAUGCUGUCAUUAGGAAGUUGUUAAGUCGGUUGUCGUUUGGAAAAGUGGGAGCUCAGGUUCGAAGAUUUCUAGAGAACUCUUGGAAAUUUUCAGAAAAGAACAUCGUUGACACCUUAGAAAAAAGAUCAAAAAGCACAGACUGGUUUGUGAGAGCAACACUCUUUUCAUCACUCUUUAGGUUGAAAAUAGAUAUUGAGAAGUACUGUUAUCAGCUUGAAGGUGAUCUGAUGAAGCAUACUCCAAGAUGGUUGGAUAAGCGCAGAAAGUAUGCUCUCAAAGCAGAUUUCCAUCACCGUACUUUAACAGUAGUCUGUAUAGGAAGAAGAUUCUUUGAUGUGCAUCAGUGGUUGCAAGACAGUCCAGUGAAGGCCAUAAUGGAAUAUGCAAAGUUUGUCAAACUUAUGGGUGAUCGGGCCAGGCUUUCUGUAUUCCCAAAGAUGCCACUGUUCCUGUUUUGGCAGGAGGUCUUUGUGUGUAUUUCCUUCUUCUGCAUUGCAAAACUCUCCCCAGGCACCAUGAAGUUUGUUCUCCCAGCAACCUAUCUUGCUACCAUCCCAUUAGUAAAUGCUACUUUUACAAAGGGUGACAUCAGAAUACAGGAGUUGGUUCACGCAAUAUAUGACAGGAGAGACAACCUUCAAAUCGUUAAGGAUCGCUUUGUACAGAUAGUAGGCAUGCUGUGUGGGUCAAGAAUGAAUCUUCUAAGUAUGAUCUUCAAACCAAGAAAGGAAGGAGCGGACAUACAAUAUCUUCAAGCAGAGCGACUGCUUGUCCUGGCAUUAGUUCUCCUGACCAAUGUCGGGUCAUUUGUUCCUGUUGACCUGGAAAGUCAACUCAUGUCCACUAUCAUGAAACUGAGUCUUCCUGACGAUGCUCCUUGUAGACUGACGCAGUGCCUCCAAGCAGUGAAACGGUCAAGAGGUAUUGCUGACAUUGUGGCUGUUCUGAGGGACCUUCUUCUGCAGAGAGAGGAUGAGUUCCUCUUGUCCUGUUACUGGAAGUGGGACAACCAGAGACGACAGGGAGCCCAGUUCCAACAAGUACCCAACCUGGAUAGCUUCUCUGUAGGAUUUCACAUGUUUGACCCAGAGAAUAUGGAGUCUGGAAAUGAGAUGCCUCUGAACUUUGAAGAGGAGGAGGAAGAACUGGGUCUCACGCCAGAGGAGGCUCAGAAAAAACUUGAAGAGAAUAAACAAUAUCAGGAGAAUCUUAGGAGAGACAAAGCAACCAAGAAACUGCAGCGAUUCUUCAGGUGGCUGACCUUCAAAGAUAGAUUGGAAUCUGGCAACUUUAUCAGGAUGUGCUUGUCUCAAGAAAUAAAGGACACCUUUGCUCCUUUUGAAGUGACUAAGAAAAUGUGCGGAGUUUGUGGAACACCCUUCCAGACAGAAGAACUUGCCAUGAAGGAUUUGGAGGAAGAGAUGACAGAUGCAGAGGAGGCCAUGGGAAGACACAGUCCAGACUCAUUUUUGUCAAUGAGCCUUGGAGGAAGGGGCAUGUCGAGCCCAGGAAAAUCUUCCACACCAUUGGAGUCCCACAGGACAACAACUGAACAUAUCCAAAAGAAGUUCCAGUUUGAGGGAUUUAGACGUUUAUAUGAUGACUUCUUUGCCAAGAAGGUCCCAGAGAUGAGGAAGUUUAUUGCCAAAACAAAGUUACGAGACCAGAACUUCACUUCAGAACACUACCCUGACCAGGCUCUUGAUGUGUCACGACUGACUUCUCAGAAUGGAUGAAGUGCUCGACAUGCUUAAUGUCAUCCUUCGUGACCGCAAAUGGGAUCAGACACAAAAGCUGA
Molecule: messenger RNA, 8970 nt
Organism: Haliotis rubra (blacklip abalone)
Lineage: Eukaryota; Metazoa; Mollusca; Gastropoda; Lepetellida; Haliotidae
Product: TPR and ankyrin repeat-containing protein 1-like
Molecular function (GO): protein binding
Source: RefSeq, a predicted model, not a curated record